Messenger RNA from Cucumis sativus (cucumber), 502 nucleotides. RefSeq lists its product as uncharacterized. The record is from RefSeq and is a predicted model, not a curated record. The transcript is spliced from 2 exons. Lineage: Eukaryota; Viridiplantae; Streptophyta; Magnoliopsida; Cucurbitales; Cucurbitaceae. Bases 20 to 502 code for a protein of 160 amino acids.
AGUCUUUUGUUAAAAAUUAAUGACCUCGACUUACCUAGAAAAGUUGGGUCGUUACAGUUGGUAUCAGAGCCUAAGUUUUAGGUUCUGUAGACUGACUUACGAUGUAAGUCUAUGUUUUUGUGUUCCUAUGGCUAACGCGACCCUUCGUCUCUCGUCAGGAAUUAUGCCGCCAAGGGGAGGUGUACGUAGAGGAGGUCGUAGAGGCCGAGGUAGAGGAGCAGGUCGUAAUCAGCCUACUGAGGGUCAAGCUGAACAGCGAAUUCCUGCUGCACCCGUGACUCACGUCGAGUUUGAUGCACUGUCUGCUCACAUGGAGCAGAGGUUUACGGAACUUAUGACGGCUAUAGCUCGAAACCAGCAGGCACCUGCAGUUCCACCUGCACCUGUGGUUCCCCUGUACCAGCAGCUCCACCUGCACCAGCAGCCCCUCCUACACAAGGAUUGGCUGCACAACAGCCGCAGAUAUUACCGAACCAACUUUCUACUGAGGCGAAACAUUUGA